CCGGCCGCCCCCGGCAGCGAUGGCCUCCUCCGCGGCCGCCCUCCUCGGCGCGCAGCCCGGCGCCGCCUUCCUGGCGCCCGCGGGCGGGGCCGGCGCGAGCCCGCGCGCGCCCCGCCCCGCGGCGCCGCGGCCGGCGCCGCGGCGCGCACGGCCGCCCACGAGGGGCCCGGGUCCCCGCAGGUCGGUGCCCUCGUCUUAGCCACGGCCGGCGCCGCGCUUGCGCUGCGGGCCGCGUCGCGCAAGUCCGCGAGGAAGCUCCGCGCCGAGGCGGGGGCGGGGCGCGCCGAGGACCACGUCAACCUCGGCACGGUGGGCCACGUGGACCACGGCAAGACGACCCUGUCGGCGGCGAUCUCGGUGGUGUGCUCGCAGUUCAACACGAGCACGGACACCAAGAUGAAGUCGUACGAGGAGAUCGACAACGCCCCCGAGGAGCGGGCCCGCGGGAUCACGAUCAACGCCUCGCACAUCGAGUACGAGACGCCGACGCGCCACUACUGCCACGUGGACUGCCCUGGCCACGCGGACUACGUCAAGAACAUGAUCACGGGCGCCUGCCAGAUGGACGGCGGCAUCCUCGUGAUCUCGUCUCCCGACGGGCCCAUGGCCCAGACUCGCGAGCACAUCCUGCUCUCAAAGCAGGUGGGCGUGCCCAAGCUCGUCUGCUUCAUGAACAAGGUGGACGUGAUGGACGACGAGGAGCUGCUUGAGCUCGUCGAGCUUGAGACCCGCGAGAUGCUGAGCCAGUACGGCUUCCCUGGCGAUGACGUGCCCUUCGUCCAGGGCUCCGCGCUGCAGGCGCUCGAGGCCAUGAAGGCGAACCCUGGCACCAAGCGCGGCGACGACAAGUGGUGCGACAAGAUCCUGGAGCUCAUGGACACGGUGGACGAGUACAUCGACCUCCCCGAGCGCCAGACCGACAAGCCCUUCCUGCUGGCGGUCGAGGACGUGUUCUCCAUCUCGGGCCGCGGCACGGUGGCUACUGGCCGUGUGGAGCAGGGCGUCGUGAAGAAGGGCGACGAGGUGGAGAUCCUGGGCAGGGGCAAGAAGGCACAGAAGUCCGUCGUCACCGGGAUCAGGAUGUUCAACACCGACCUGCCCGAGGGCCCGGCGGGCUACACCGUCGGCGUGCUGUGCCGCGGCGUGUCGCGCGACGACAUCUCCCGUGGGCAGGUCAUCUGCGCCCCGGGCGCCACCAAGACGCACACCAAGUUCAAGGCCAACAUCUACCUGUCCAGCAAGGACGAGGGGGGCCGCAGCAACCCGAUCAUGCCCGGCUACAUGCCCGUCUUCUAUUUCCGCACGUGCGAUGUCACCGGGAAGAUGGUGACUAUGGCGAGCUCCGAGGGGAACGCGGUGCAGAUGGCGAUGCCUGGCGACGACGUCACGAUCGAGGGCGAGUUGAUCGCCGCCACUCCGAUCGAGACGGGCAUGCGCUUCGCCAUGCGAGAGGGAGGCAAGACCAUCGGCCAGGGUUUGAUCACCGAGGCCACGGCCCCUGGUUACUUCGGGCGGGGCUCCGGAGACGGGCCCGCCGUGUUUCUUGCACUGUGCGCAGGAGAGUCUGGGUGGGAAGACGGCCGGCGUGUGCAGUCGAUCGGGGAGAUGCACCUGGAGCAGGCGAUCGCCGACACGCCGUACGUCACCGCCGUGCGCAAGGCGCUGCAGCACGCGCAGGACGUCGACGCCUCCGCGGCGCUGCUCCGGAGGGGGCGCAAGAAGCUGGCGUCGAUGGAGCUCGAGUUCGCCAUGACGGAGGACAGCGUCAAGGAGCUUCGCAUCAUGCUCGCGCGGGCCAAGGCGGUCGAGGGCACAGAUGCCGUUCACCUCGUGGCCACGGCGGGGUUCACCGCAAAGCUCAGUUCAGAGCUGGAGGGCUCCGAGACUGGGCUCGGCUACGUCGUGGACGCCUACGUGGCCAGCGGGACGUUCAGCAGGGUGUUCCGCGUCCGCGGGGCGCCGCCAGCGGACGCCGGCGGGCCGGCGCCUCGGAAGCGGAGGUGGGGUCGCCUGGGAGCCCGAGCUGGGCAGGAGGCGGAGGGUGCGGAGGAGGGCCGCGUCUACGCCGCGAAAGUGAUGCGCAGGAGCGGCGCCUGCGCUUCGAGUAGGGGAUCGAUCGCAGACCCGAUGUGCCCCAGGCGCUGUUUUCUCUCGCCGGAUCUACGGAACAUGCGCAGAUUGCUCCGUAGAUCAACGGAGCAUUACGUGUUUUUUUCCCUCCGAAGAUUCGAGGAAGCAUCAAUCUUGGGGUGAACCAAUUCUGUCGUCGACAUCCUAUUCGGACAUUCGAAGAAGAGUCCAGCUGCCUGCGGCAGGUCCCGCCACCGUGCCAGCCCGGCGUUUCUAGCGGCUGCUGUUCGAGGGGGCACGAGAGGCCGUCGCGUGCGUUGCCUCAUGACUCCAGGCUUUGGAGAGCCGUGAUGAGGAUGCUGAUGAUACCGAUGAUGCUGCUACUGCUUACACCACCGACGCGCAGAAGGAGGGGAGGAUCCUACAGAGGCUGGAGCAGGUUCAGCGGGAGCGCGGGAAUGACGUGUGUACCAUGAGGUGCUUUGACUCGUUCGCCACGAGGGACGACGCGGGCGAGGAGUAUUGGUGCCUCAUCUUGGAGUGGAUGGAUGCGUCGCUCUACGAUGUCGUGAGGGCCAACGGCAACCGCGGGCUGCACUUGUCCGUGGUCCGGGUGGUGUUGUCGCAGCUCCUGGAGCAGCUCUUCGUACUGCAAGAGCUCGAAUGCACCCACACGGACAUCAAGCACAAGAAUUGUUGCCUCGCAGACACCCGUCACUUCAUGCUUCCCGCUGGAAAGGAUGGCGGUGGAUCGAUGAUCCUGGAGAGACCCCUGGCCAAGCUCAUCGACUACGGCAGCGCGGUCUUUGAGGGCGACGAGAAGACGCACCCCAUCCACACGAAGCAGUUCCGCGCGCCAGAAGGAUCCUCCUGAACGCGGCCCAGGGCUGGGGCCCGCCGAGCGACGUGUGGACGCUGGGCGUCACCGCGGCCUUCCUGCUGUCGGGGCAGCUGCUAUCUCACAGGGCUGCGCCCUUCGCCGCUUCGGCUCUCCCCUGGGCUUAAAUCGGGCCUGUCCCU
Molecule: messenger RNA, 3090 nt
Organism: Prorocentrum cordatum
Lineage: Eukaryota; Dinophyceae; Prorocentrales; Prorocentraceae
Source: the annotation of a GenBank genome assembly